Durotheca rogersii is the source of this 2673-nucleotide messenger RNA. RefSeq lists its product as uncharacterized. The coding region runs from base 622 to 1944 and encodes 440 amino acids. Lineage: Eukaryota; Fungi; Ascomycota; Sordariomycetes; Xylariales; Xylariaceae. The record is from RefSeq and is a predicted model, not a curated record. The transcript has a single exon.
AACAGAUGUCUCUUCGCGAUCUCCCAACCUAUCGAUCACUUCCCUAUCUACCCACUUUCCACCAUCACGUCGUACCGGUGUGUGUAGUAUACCCAACAGAUAUCAGCCUCCAGCCGAGAGAAUACGACCAGAUCCGAACACGCUUUGAUGGAUUCUUGUGCGGAAGGCCCUUCAGUUUUCCUCUCCCUUCCUCUCCCUUCACUGUGUCUUUCCAAACCUCCAGGGUCCCCCGGCCCGUCCAAGGCCUGAGCCACGCUCAUACCAACCGCUACUACGCUCCCUCCAUCCCGACCUUCGUCCUCGAUACCCACCCAGCCAUCGCUUGUUAUCCCGGAUCUCCCCUCAGCAACCGCUCGAGUAGCAGCAGUUGCUCUAGAACCGCAUCCCAUUCACUUCUCGACCAUUCAAUCCAGCGCGACAGAGUAACGUGUCUGGUCCGAAGCUUGACACGCCCGCGCCUCCAUCUAGCUAGCUAACCCAUCGUAUCGUGAAUUUCCGACCAGAUAACCGUCCGAGAUAGCAUCGUACCCCAUCUCGAAAUCCCCACUGAAAUCCCCGCGACCCCGUCGGAAGACUCGCCUAUAACAAGUGAGCCCAUAGCCACAGUCGCCGCUACCAGCCAUGGCUUUCCUCGAAGACCCUCGUCUUCGCCAGCGGUGGAAUCAGAUCUCCCACACGACAGAGACGGUGACCGAAAACGCAGCCGCAGGCAUCUGGAGCUUCGGGCACACCUACAUUACCCCAUGUCUAACGUCCGUCUCGUCGGCGAUAGACAGCUGCACCUCUGUUUGCCUCGGCGAUCACGAAGAGCGCGCGCGCCGGGCGAGGGAACGCCAACGCUCCCGAGGGAGGGCCGAGUACAGCUUCGACUUCUACGACGACUGGGACGAGGAGCUGGGCGGUGGGGAAGAUGGCGGGGGACUCCUGGGCGGAUGGCGGAGUGAAGACUGGGACCACCUGCUGGCCGGCACCGGGAAGAGGAGGGCCGGGGGCGAGAUACACGAACAGCCGGCGAGCCGGAAACGAGCGAUGAGUUACGGCACAAAAAGUUCUCGCAGGAAGCCUAGCGCCGAGGAAGACCCUACCAUCAUCCCGAGCACAGCACCUCUCGGAUUUUUAGGUCGCCUACCAUUCAAGAUUGGUGGCACUUUGAGAUACAAGCCUAGCGCAGCCAACCUCCAGGAGCACCCUGGCGCGUCGAGGUCGGGACUAGACGCGGAACGAGCGCCGUUGCUGGGCGAAAACGAAGACGUGGCUCACGGCGAAGAAUCUUCGCGGCAGAGCAGGAAGCGCAGCGGGACGGUGGGUAGCGGGGACACGAGCGACUCGUACAGGUCGAGAGGUGAUCUAUUUCCGAGCGACGAGGAAGGAGAGGAAGAUGCUGUGCCACUAGAUGACGAAUUCACCAUCGCGCUAGACCAUGCCGACGACCGCGCAAGCAAUAAGACGAAAAGUAGUAAAGGGAAGAGAUUAGCCGAUCAAAGGAUACCGAGGAGCGUCUCAAGGACGACGAUCGACUCGACUCGACCGUCACUACGGCCUAACCCGGGUUCGAGCUCGGAUCGGCCGGAAAGCCCGGUACUACACGCAGCAUCCUCGCUAGAAGAUAUGAGGCUGGAAGAAGAACGGCUAGAGAGAGAGGAGAGCGCAGCGAUCGAGAAGAAGAGGCAGGCAGCGGCGAACUUGGCCCUCCGGCGCGGGUUGAGCCGAGAGAACCUCGCGAUUGAAUCCGUCCGUGAAGUUAAGUCGGAACUCUUCAAAGUAGCGAAGCUCCCGGAGCCAGAGGAGGCGAUACUAGAUGAGGCUACAGACGACGAACAAGACCCGGUCGAGGUGGAGGCCAGGUCUGGGGAACUGAAGCAUCAUCCGAUCUCGCAUCAGUUGCCUCCAAACGACCCGCCACAAGAAGGGUUUGUGCCGGCGCGGCUCCCGUAUUUCCGAUGAUGAUGGGUCUCCAUUUAUCAGGCAGCGAUAACCGUCCCGUCCAAAUCAACUCCUCCUCGCAGAUAUGGAACACUACAGCCAUAUCUAGGAUCGUCGGCUCAAACCAGCACGUAGAAGGGGGAUUUACACCAGAUAAGGCGUAGUGACGCUUUGCAACAAAUGUAUCGCACUUGAACUACAUGCUGCGCGAAUCUGCCUCAUCACUACGAUAGAUGCUGCGAGAAGCCUGCCGAUUCCUCAAUUCAGCUUCGCCUAAGCGACCUAAGAUCAGCCGGUGCAUUUCUGUGCAGUGGGCCAUACCAUGAGUUACCAUUAAGAGGACGAGAAGAGAUUGAGGGAGUGAAGAAAAGAGGGCAGGGGCGCAGCGGGGAGGAUGAAGCAGGGAGGGGACGCACGCAAAGGCGUAGUAUGAGAGGCGCGAAGUGUAUGAUGCCGCAGCCAUGUUAGUGAUGGUUGGCAAUAGGAUGUGUUUAAGAAGUUCAAAUUCUUCAACUAGGGAGAUGCGCCAUCCGGAAUCACGACACUGACGGCAUGUCGACGACGACGGUACUAUAUAGACGGGGUAUAUAUAGUAGUAAUACUACCUAUGAGAUACGAGAGAACGGGACGGUAACGAGGGCGCGCCGCUAGAGAGAGCAGCUCUUGGUCCGGCUACGAUACAACAGAACUGAACUCGACAGAACUAGAACUAGUCACGUAACCUACGAGACGAGAUCACAGAAAUAUGAG